AGGCGACUAUAUAUUGAUUGCGUUUGAUUAAGCAAGGAGUGGUAAUUCAUUAUCGAAUUUUGUCUAUAAUUGACUGCCAUAGAAUACUGGUAUGAACAGUGAAGAUCAGGAGGAAAGAGGCGCUAUGCAGUCGAGCGAUCACGUUGAAUUCAGAGAUCGUGUCCGUAAAACUCUUUACUAUGGCCAAUAUUCGGACGGAUCGCUUCCAUCUUUGGCAGUCACAGAUGUUGCAGUGGAAGUCCUUGGUUCUGUUGCACCCACAGACAGAAAGUGCUUGGAUACAAGCUAUGCUAUGGUAGUUUCACGGAGAGCCAAGAUAUCUCCCUGCACAUUGAUGAUGGGAAUUCUUUACUCUGAGCGUUUACGUCAGAAGAAUCCUGAGUAUCUCAAACGAGUUUCAUCCUCUGACUUGUUCCUGAUUUCAAUGAUGGUUGCAUCCAAGUAUUUGUAUGAUGAAGGAGAGACGGAGGAAGUGUUUAAUGAUGACUGGGCCAGAGCAGGGAGCAAAACUGUGAAUGAUGUAAACAAGCUUGAGGUGGAAUUCCUAGCAUCCAUUGACUGGAACCUUUUUGUCAGCAAUCAAGAAUUUUUGGAUUUUGUCAACAAAGUGGAGUCCAGAGUUGCAACUACUCAUGGACUUUCCCGUGGUUGGUUCACUUAUGGUGACUUGAGCACAUUACUGGAUAAUACCAGGUUUCUUGGUACUUUGGGUGUUUUUAGACUUGAAGUAUUGAAGGUUUUUUCUGCGUGUGCCUUGGCGUAUGUGUUCAGUUUGUCUUUGGCACUGUCUGUCACUUCCAUCACCAAUCAUUAUUGUCACCACAGUAGUGACAUUCAUCAGAACUUCACUCCCUCUGUGCAGACACCAGUCUGUUUAACCACCCAAUCUGCCUGCAGGUUUCAUCAUUUAGCAGAAAUGCCUAUGCGAGGAACAGAAGUGGCUUUGGUGGUUGCAAAGAGAAUUCAAAUGAGGCAAAACCACUCUGAGACUCUACUACAGCAAGUUAGAAACAUCAAGACCCAACAAGGACUGCUGGGAAAUGAAAGCAGUUCUCCACUUUCUUGCAAUUGGAAACCCUCAGAAUUUGUAUUAAACAGUGCAGUGCAGGAUUCAAGAAACAAAGUCCAAAUGAAGAAGCUGAAAACUCCUAAAGACACCACUGAAGACUUAAGACUUUCCUCUACCCUUUUUACCCAAAUAUUAUCACAAAAGCUUCUUUUGCUUAACCCAUGUACCUCAGUUUCUCUUAUGGACAGCUUCACAUCAGGUCAUGUUCAAACUAACUUUGUGUUAUCAAAUGCCUCAGGUGCAAUGGGACACAGUGACUGGCUGAGAAGCCAUGCAAAUGGCAGUCUUAUUUGUGUCGCUUAGGAAGUGAUGCAUUAUUUUGAACCACAUCAAUAGUAAAAAACUAGGGGUGCUGUCAGAUCUCUGGGGACAACUUCUACUUACUGAUAACUCUUUUCUAAGUAGCAACUGAAUCUAUAGAGUUGUAAAAAUAAGGCAAGGCCAGUUGUAAAGUGGUUUAUUUUGGAGUCUUGCCAGUCAAGUGCAGUUGAAUUAGUUGAAUUCUUAGAUUUAGAUGGAAGCUAUGAGAGGGUUUUAGUCAUGGCUUGGAGCCUUCCACAAUAUAUUGUUUGGUCUUGGUUUCUCAAACAUUUUCAAGUUCCAACCAUGUUAGUGUUGGGGACUGUGGUCAUAAUGAAAGGUAUGAGGCAAAGAAUGUUUUAAAACAUAGAAAUGCAGUGUUAAUUCAGAACCAAAUUUGGUUUAAGGUAAUGUCAUUGGUGUGACCCAAGUUUGGGAUUUACAAUGUUGAAGAAAAUAUUCAAGUGCUCGUAAUUGAUUCCUUGUGUGUAUGUUGAUGUUGUCACUGAAAGUUGGUUAAAGAACUCUAUUUGAAUAACAUAUAUUUUCCUUGCACUAAAAAGUAAACUUACUCCUCCUACGUUAUUUUUUGACAAACUUGAUAUCCUGAGUAUCUACCAUAAAAGGCAAUAUGAUUUUACAAA
Molecule: messenger RNA, 2013 nt
Organism: Pocillopora verrucosa
Lineage: Eukaryota; Metazoa; Cnidaria; Anthozoa; Scleractinia; Pocilloporidae
Product: protein CNPPD1
Biological process (GO): regulation of cyclin-dependent protein serine/threonine kinase activity
Cellular component (GO): cyclin-dependent protein kinase holoenzyme complex; nucleus
Molecular function (GO): protein kinase binding; cyclin-dependent protein serine/threonine kinase regulator activity
Source: RefSeq, a predicted model, not a curated record